AUGUAUGUGAAACCUCUCAUCUACCGGACUGUUUCUCUGAAAUGGGAGUCCGUCCCUUGGUGCGCGUCGUACGUACGACAUGUUAGCUUUUUCCCUGAGAAUUCCUCGAAAUGGAAGCCCAAUAGAGACAAGUCCGACCUGAAAGAUAUCCUGUGUCAAGCGGAAGCAUUCGUUAAAGAAGCCGAGUUUCCCAAUACAUCCAUGUGGGUCAAGGCUCUCCAUGACGAGGAUCUAUUUGCCUGUGUGGCUGUCUUAUCUCUCAGGCUGAAUUGGUCUUUCGUGCGGAGAUCAGGGUUUCCGGGGUUGAUGUUUUACCAUGCAUUAUCUUCAGCCCUGAGUGGGAUGGCCUCGGCAUUUGGUUCGCUCACGGUCGUUAACUACGGUAGCAAUGUGCCCACAGUUCUCGAAAAUAAUGAUGAGGCGUAUCCCAGCGCAUGGAUGCGCUGCAACGAGUACCAAUUUACGGCUUGGUUUUGUCUACUCAUUCUCCCCUUCUGCGAUAUCUUGAGUAACUUUCCAAACCUCAAAUCCGCAGAGAUACCGGCACUUUUGCUCUGCUGGGACCGGUGGCCAACAGAUUCAGUCGAUAUGGCUACAGCUCUGCCAUCUACGCUCCAGAACCUGUGCCUGCGACUGGACUGUGAAGAAGGCAGGUCAGCUAAAGCAUACGAGCAGAUGAUAAUAACCUUCGUAACAGACAAUGUGCGCAGGCUAAGAUCGCAUGCCCCGGAUCUGAACAGGAUCUGUUUGUGAAUUUUUUGGCCCUCUAAAUGUCACCGAGUGAAAGUGUGGAGAACGU
This is a messenger RNA of Aspergillus glaucus CBS 516.65, 799 nucleotides long. RefSeq lists its product as uncharacterized. Bases 1 to 753 code for a protein of 250 amino acids. The record is from RefSeq and is a predicted model, not a curated record. The transcript is spliced from 2 exons. Lineage: Eukaryota; Fungi; Ascomycota; Eurotiomycetes; Eurotiales; Aspergillaceae.